Spirometra erinaceieuropaei is the source of this 1705-nucleotide messenger RNA. NCBI's taxonomy places the organism in Eukaryota, Metazoa, Platyhelminthes, Cestoda, Diphyllobothriidea, Diphyllobothriidae. The record is from the annotation of a GenBank genome assembly.
AUGCUUAUCACAGGUUUUACUAUUGCAGGGUCCAAUAGUACUUUGGAGUUUAAAGAGAACAGCGAUUAUGUCUACACGAAACAACUGCAUGGACAUGUGGAGGUGCGUUUUGCCGAAUAAGAAGUCAAUGAUUUGCUAUUGUCCAUCAACUAACACUGAAGUCUUGUUUAUAGCAAGUGAUCGUGGACGGCGUGAAAAUUUCCAAUCCGAGCAACGGAUUGCACUGUGUCGCGCCAAAUGACUGCUGGGAAAUCGUUAAACGUAAGAGAUGGAGCUCAUUUUUUGAUCGUCAACACUUUAACCUAAACAAAACAAACUCAGAUCAUUUCCUUGUUUUCUGUCAAAUUUAAGUGAAAGUUAAUUUAUGAUCAAACCGGAUUUCAAAUGGAAUGCUUCAUAUGAGGCGAUUUGGUAGUAUAUUGCAGUGAGAAAAAGACACAUCUAGGUGAUACUCAUACAUGAGGAUAAGAAUAUAAGUCAUUCGCUUCUUCUUUUCUCGUGAAUUCCUUAAUGUUCAAUCUAUAAUUUUCACUCAAGCUGAAAAAUUGCUGGUCGCAUACGGUUUUCUCAAAGGAUCCAUCGCAACAUUUACGGUACAACCGGCGAACAUCCCUGACCGAUAUCCGGCUGCAGUUCAGUAUAAAAAGGUUGGCUUUCCAGAAUGUAAGUGGCAGAAUACUUGUCCUUCAAACUAUUUCAGCAAUAGGGCAUUUUCUAAAUUAUGGCCGCAGCCUACAGCUGGCAGUUUCCUUUUACUUGAAACUGCCCAGCAGUCAGACACAUUUAAUUAACAGAGAAUGUUCUAUUUUCUAUUUAUGUAUAUUGAAUCCGUCUACAUUUAUAAAUUAACCACGUUUAUGGUCCUCCUUACGAGUCGAAUACGUGCCCAAAUGUCCGUUUUAGACGACGCACUGAACUAUACAGCGAAGUCUAUCGUGGCCAAAGAAAUUCUCGAAAAUGAAACUCUCGUUCAUAUUCUAGUAUCCAGUUCGGAUAUCGGGGUAAAUAAUUACGUCAAAUGUGCAUGAAGGGAAUAUUACUUUUGCCAAAUUCGGCAAAAGGAUUGCGAUUAAUUGAUACGAUUUGCUUCUAUAUCAUUCGAAUAUGGCCCCUGCUUGUGGACAGAGCCUCAAGGAACAGUCAGCAGUCAUAGCGUAACUAAAAUAUUUUGCAGUAUACGGCAAGUAAAAGAUUGACAGUAGACUUGAAUAAUUUUUAUUUGUCCAUUUUUAUUCUAGAAGUAUAAAAUUUGAUAUAACAUUUCGCCUUUCCAACAUUUUAGCAUGUAAACGUCACUGGAAAUAUUGCAACGACCCGGAGAGAUCCUACCGCUAUCUCUAUAUUUGGAAAGACCGGUACGUGCCUCCUCUGAAGUGAAAAGCGCGUCAAAUAAGUACAUAACAUUAAAGCGACUGCAACAGAAUGUUUUUGACGAUAUUUAUGCUCAUACAGCCGGUAUAUCGUCUGCCUUUGCUUUUUAGGUGUGCUGAAAUUCGACGUUGUUCUUUUCACCGGCCACCUGGGAACCGAACCGAGAACAAUGGAGAUAAAGUCCAGUAACGGCAGGGUUGACCGUAUUACGAUAACACCCUCCAAUAAACCCGGGGCGACAGCGCCAAUACUGACAUUCAUCGAUUUCGAGAAUUCCUUCAAGAAGUAUAAGAGGGAACAUCGGGUGACGGAUGUUAUGUUUACCAUGCCUUGA